Drosophila ananassae is the source of this 1676-nucleotide messenger RNA. Its product is annotated as putative inorganic phosphate cotransporter. The record is from RefSeq and is a predicted model, not a curated record. Gene Ontology annotation, molecular function: transmembrane transporter activity. Gene Ontology annotation, biological process: transmembrane transport; monoatomic anion transport. Lineage: Eukaryota; Metazoa; Arthropoda; Insecta; Diptera; Drosophilidae. Gene Ontology annotation, cellular component: plasma membrane. Bases 135 to 1571 code for a protein of 478 amino acids. The transcript is spliced from 4 exons.
UUAGAUUACACGCUCAGACGUAUUUCAGGUAUCGGAACGGGUGGAUCGGCCAGUGUUCGGUGACUUCGAAUCUAACCAGUCGCAAAAGGCCAAGAAACAAACGCAUACGCAGAAAUAUAUUAAUGUACUAAAACAUGUCUGCCGAACAGAAAGGUCCGGUCAUCGGCAUCCGGCACCUACAGGCGAUGCUCCUCUUUUUAGCCAUAGUUGUGAAUUACGUGGCGCGGCUCAGUGUCAGCGUGGCCGUGGUGGCCAUGACGGAUGCAGACACAAGCAAUCCAAAAUUUCCGGAGUACAACUGGACCGGCGUGGAGACAUCGUACGUUCUGUCCAGUUUUUACUGGGGCUACAUCAUAACUCAGUUUCCGGCCGGUUUUCUGGUGCGCCGCUUCGGUGCCAAAAUGGUCCUUCUUGUUCCCACUCUUGCAACUGCGGUUCUGAGCGGGAUCACGCCUCCCUGCGUCGCCUGGGGCGGAUGGCAGGCCUUCAGCGUCAUCAGGAUAGUAGAGGGAUUGUUUCAAGGCCUCAUUUUUCCGUGCAUCCAUGAGCACCUUGCCAAAUGGUCGCCGCCCAAAGACCGAAACAGGCUGGGGGUUUUUGCCUACUCGGGAGCAGACUGCGGAUCAGUUUUGGCCAUGGCUAGCAGUGGCUUAAUCGCCAACAGCUCCAUGGGCUGGCCAGGAAUUUUUUACGUGUCGGCGGGAAUGUGUGGAGUGUGGUGCGUGCUCUGGUUGCUUCUUAGCUCCAACAAUGCGCCCAGCUCUCGACUGAUAGGCGCCCAGGAACGGGAUUAUAUCGAGCGAUCGAUGAAGAGGCCCGAUGGAUUCCACGCCCAAAAGAUUCCCGUGCCGUGGCGGGCCAUUUGGACCUGUGCCCCCUUCUACGCCCUAUUGAUUGUUCGAAGCGCCCAGGGUUGGGCCAACUCCACAAUGCAGCUGCAAACGCCCUCGUAUAUGCAUGGCGUUCUGGAGAUGGACAUCAAGAGCAAUGCGCUCUAUUCGGCGCUGCCCUUCCUGGCCAUGUGGUGCAUGUCGUACGUAUACCUGGCCUUCGCAGACCUGGCCUUGUCCCGGAGCUGGAUGUCGCUUACAACACUGCGGAAAUCCAUCAACACGAUCUCCUACUGGGGACCCGCAGCGGCGCUGAUCGGCAUCGGGUUCUUAGACAAGAGCCAGACCAACCUGGCGAUCGCUUUGAUGACUAUCAACGCCGGAUUGAACGCCGGUUCUGGCAUCGGGAGCAUUCUGACGAUUAUCGACAUGUCCCCCAACCACUCGGGCAUGCUAAUGGCUAUUGUGAACGGAAUCGGAAACAUAUUUCCACUUCUGACGCCCCUCUUGGUGGGUGUGAUUGUAACAGAACCGGGGUCUCGAAGUCAGUGGCAGAUCGUGUUCGGCAUGACCGCCGUGGUGUUCUUUUUCGGCAAUCUGGUGUACCUCAUCUGGGGCACGACAGACCUGCAGGCGUGGGACGCUGAGAACUACCUGAGUCCCCAUGACCAGGAAUCUACGUCCAAGAACCAGAUGGACCUGAAGUCAAAGGCGGAGAAAAAGGAGUCCAAGACAACUUGAUUAGAAAUAGGAUUCGCAACUGGCUACUGGACAAGUACAUGGUGUAUGGAUUGGAAAGAAAUGUUUAACUGCCCAACGCUGAUUAAACGCAUUUUGGGUCCGGAA